Messenger RNA from Paramacrobiotus metropolitanus, 1292 nucleotides. RefSeq names its product tax1-binding protein 3 homolog. Gene Ontology annotation, molecular function: protein binding. Gene Ontology annotation, biological process: neurotransmitter receptor transport, endosome to postsynaptic membrane; neurotransmitter receptor transport postsynaptic membrane to endosome. Gene Ontology annotation, cellular component: postsynaptic density; postsynaptic membrane; adherens junction. NCBI's taxonomy places the organism in Eukaryota, Metazoa, Tardigrada, Eutardigrada, Parachela, Macrobiotidae. Bases 498 to 872 code for a protein of 124 amino acids. The record is from RefSeq and is a predicted model, not a curated record. The transcript is spliced from 5 exons.
AACAAAGCCAGCGACGCGAGCAUGUUGUGUGUUUUUUGAUUAUCAGCGUGCGGUCGCGCAUGUCCAAUUGCGCCUAUAAUAUUACGUACUGAUGUACCGCUCUUGCAGUCUUCACCAACAGCACUCUCUCGCGCAUCUGCUCGAUCAAUUUCUUUUCUGACUGCAACAUCUUCUUUAGCUUAUCUUGCCGACUGCACACAAUUGCCAGUAUCAAGUUUUGUACUUUUUAUAAAACUGCCGUUGCGGGUAUACAUGUAUACGAUAAUUUACUUAGGAGCACUGAAUUGCGUCCACGUGCUGCUGAUGCGCCGGUAGCGAUCAUUAGCUCAAAAAGUCAUUAUUUCCCCAUUAUCUUGUCCUCAGAUUACGGCUAUCAUUACCGGUAUCAUCAUCCCUGACCCUCGGAGUUUUAAUCGCUGUACAAAAUCUCCACCGGUUUUUUUCUGUUAAAAAAUUCUACUCGCAUUCGACUCAGCAGUGUACUGAGGGAAUAUAACAUGACUACUCAAGAACCGGCGAUCUUUCAUCACACUCCCGGAACACCCAUCGUUGUUCCCAACGCGGUGGCCAUUAGCGUGGAGAAGGAGACACUAAUCGGCGAAAACGGUGAGCCGCUGUACCGUUGCGGGUUCCGAAUCGGCGGUGGCAUCGACCAAGAUCCCCGGAAAAGUCCUCAUGGAUAUCGCGACCAUGGAAUUUAUGUCACCGGCAUCCACGAAGGAACUCCCGCACAUCGAUCCGGCCUGCAAGUUCAUGAUAAGCUGCUCCAAGUAAAUGGACACAAUUUCACUAUGGUCACUCAUAAACAGGCUUGCGACUGGAUCAGCAAAUAUCCCGUGCUUAAUAUUCUGAUUGCGAGAAAAGAUAAUUAAUUUUUAAAUUGUUCACAUCUACAGACUACAAUAUCCCUGAUUUUUAUAUGUCAGCGAACAGAAUAUAUCUUUAAUGCUUGCAAUGUGCGACCAGUGUCUUGUUAUUUGUGCAAAUUUACAGUAAUCGAUAUUCCGCUGCCGCAUAUAUUCCACAUAUAUUGUACUGUAAAUUAUUGCUUUUAAAACAAAGAAUUAAUUACGUCAUUGUUGGUGUGGACGGGAUUUGUAUGUGUUAGCAGUGUAACUUUUUAGAUUAGUUGACAUGAUGUCUUCAUUGCUAACCCAUGUUGCUUACCAUACCGGCAAUCGGAUAGUGUGAUACAUUAAGAGUUUUUUUUAGUUAGCUUCAUCACAAUUCUUUCGAAUAUUUUUAUUUGCUAACAACCAAUAAAAUAAGAUAUAAAGAAUUAAUUGUAAUUC